UUCACAUGCCUUAGUGGUCUAUAGGUGACGGACGGGGGCAAAAGAAGAACAAAUAACCGUCGGGUUCGCAUGGGACAGUGGAAGGCCUCUCUCCCACCUCCGAGGUCUGUCUGUGGAUUAAUUACCAACGCGUCGCUGGAGGCUUGUUUGGAGGCGGUACUUAGUGGUCGCUGGUCUCUGAUUGGGGUUGCCCGCACACGCACACGCCCACAAUGUCUGGGUUCGCCGACUUUGAUGCCGGCCAUCGGGACUUGGUCUCCGUCACCAAGUUCAAUUUCUAUGGCAAUCGCAUCGUCACCGCCUCGUCCGACCAUCGCAUGAAGGUCUGGGAUCUGAAAGAUGGGGAAUGGCAGCUAGUAGAUACUUGGCGUGCACAUGACGCAGAGAUUCGUGAUGCCACCUGGAAUGGCCCCUUUACGGGCCAGCACAUUGGCAGUGUCGGCGAGGACAUGAAAUGCAAGAUCUGGCAGGAAGAUGUUACGCAGCCCCCCAACUCAGGCCGGCGGUUUAGGUCCAUCUUUCGUAUGACUGCGCCGCAACGCCACCCGUUUGUCUCCAUUGACUUCCGCAACAUCGACCUCGAGUCCUGGCUGGCUCUCAUCACUCGCGAUGGCUAUCUCAUGAUCAUGGAGCCGGUCAGCCCGGACACCCUCGCCGACUGGCAGCCCCUGGAUCAGUUCCGCGUCUGCACCGCCCCGCAGAGGGGAGAGGAAACAAGCUUCAAGGUGCAGUUCCACCACGAUCCUACCGACAUCACCCACUCCGCCUUGCCCUCCUGGGAUCGCAAGAGCCUGUCGCUGGUGGUCGCCGCCAUGGACAGCGUGAAGGUGUAUCGAACCGAUGCGAAUCGCCGGUUCUACCACGCAAUUGAAUUGACCGGACAUGGUGGUCUGGUCAGAGACAUCUCGUGGGCCAACGGAUCGGUCAGAGGCUAUGAUCUGAUCGCUAGUGGAUGCAAGGAUGGCUUUGUUCGCGUUUUCGAGGUUUAUACUGUUGCUUCCGACACUGGGGCCCAAUAUCCCAACGGCAAUCAUACUCUGUCUUCUGUGCAGGCACCAUCUACUACUAGUAGUGUCCGUGCCACAACGCAGUCGGGGAUCGGGUCGGCUCUUGCAAGCCGCGCACCGGCAUCGAUGUCCAGUCGUGUGGCAACUGAAGAUUCGCAAUUCAAGCAUUCGUACAAGGAAGUCGCAUGCAUCGAUAGCAAGCACCUUGACGUGUGGCAAGUGGGCUUCUCAUACGCGGGUGACUGCCUGAUUUCCUCCGGAGAUGAUGGUAUUGUACGAUUCUGGAAGAAGUCUCUUUCCGGGGAGUGGAUCGAAUACGCGGAGACAGAUAUGGCUUACCAGUAAACGCCGUAUCGCUUUCUCCAAUUCCCUCACAUCUGUCUACCGGGACUCGGCCCUUUGUGUCUGGAUUCAGUCAUCAUUCCACUUUAUCCCCGUGGCCCACGGGCAAUUAUUGGUCUUGUUUGGGCGAUUAGCCCUGCUUCCUCCCCUACUCCUUCGAAGAAUUCUUCUGCAUCCUUACUGUUCGCGUUGGCGUUUCUUGCGGUCUAUUUCUGGCGGGUCUUAGAUCUUGCAUUGAGUUGUUUCCCCCUCUGCAGCCAUUCCUGCUCUGUUUGGUAUACAAUGAUACCCAUGGGUCUCUGGCUUGUCUGUCCUCUAACGUCCUGGCGCCUUCCCGGUAAGGUGUCUACUUCUUCUUAAUGUUCGCGGAUUUUUCGGUUUCCUUGUUUUCCUUGUCUUUCCCUUGUCUCCGAAUUAGAAAG
Messenger RNA from Aspergillus heteromorphus CBS 117.55, 1771 nucleotides. RefSeq names its product putative nuclear pore protein (SEH1). Gene Ontology annotation, biological process: positive regulation of TORC1 signaling; cellular response to amino acid starvation. The transcript is spliced from 3 exons. Gene Ontology annotation, cellular component: nuclear pore outer ring; Seh1-associated complex. Lineage: Eukaryota; Fungi; Ascomycota; Eurotiomycetes; Eurotiales; Aspergillaceae. The record is from RefSeq and is a predicted model, not a curated record. Bases 213 to 1352 code for a protein of 379 amino acids. Gene Ontology annotation, molecular function: structural molecule activity; protein binding.